AUGGCGGGUAUUUUUCGGACGAUCUAUGACUGGCUCUUGAGGAUGUUCUGGGCGACGGAAAUGGACGUCACGAUGAUCGGCCUGCAGAAUGCAGGAAAAUCGUCACUAUUGCGUGUGCUCGCGGGAGGAGAGUUCACUGUAGACUCUAUCCCAACAAUCGGGUUCAAUACCAAGCGUGUUCAGAAGGGACAUGUGACGCUGAAAUGGUGGGUUAUUUUUCGUCUUCUCAUGGCAUACUUUCUAACACACCUCCAGCUGGGACCUCGGGGGUCAGCCACGCUUUCGACCGAUGUGGGAGCGAUAUUGCAGGGGGGUGAAUGCGAUAGUGUAAGAUCCAUUAUGCAAAUCGGAUGUGCCGGCGCUGACGUUGACAGUUAUAUCGUGGAUGCGGCAGACAAACCCGCGCUGCCUGUAGCGACGGAGGAACUGCAUGAUCUGAUGAACAAGCCCACUCUAGAUGGGAUCCCGCUCUUGGUCCUUGGAAAUAAAUCCGACUUGCCUGACAAGCUCUCUGUCGACGAGCUGAUCGACCAAAUGAACCUCAAGUCCAUUACGCGGCGCGAAGUGAGCUGCUAUGGCAUCAGUGCAAAGGAGGAAACCAACCUCGACGCAGUCUUGCACUGGUUGAUUGCUCGCGCUAGUCGGUGA
This is a messenger RNA of Aspergillus calidoustus, 648 nucleotides long. The record is from the annotation of a GenBank genome assembly. NCBI's taxonomy places the organism in Eukaryota, Fungi, Ascomycota, Eurotiomycetes, Eurotiales, Aspergillaceae.